This is a messenger RNA of Xiphias gladius (swordfish), 3237 nucleotides long. It is a transcript of the gene vwa11, whose product is annotated as von Willebrand factor A domain containing 11. The transcript is spliced from 18 exons. The coding region runs from base 219 to 2996 and encodes 925 amino acids. NCBI's taxonomy places the organism in Eukaryota, Metazoa, Chordata, Actinopteri, Istiophoriformes, Xiphiidae. The record is from RefSeq and is a predicted model, not a curated record.
UAGCAAUCUUGCCAGCAUUAAAAAGCUGCUCACAAAGAGCAAAUCUUGCCCUCGGGUAUGUUAUAUGAAAAGAAAAGAAUUAACUAGUUGAGGUUUCAGCUCCAGAACGUCCACGACUAUGUUUAUUAUCUGACAGCAAACAACCCCUGUUUUACUGGAAUUUCGUCACAAACUUGAAGAACAAAUCCUGGUCUUACCUGGGAAACCAGGGAUUAAUCAUGACCUCCAUGCUGGGAACAGCCCUGCUGGGCUUGGCCCUGUUGGCAGGGCCCACUGUAGCCUUUUUACCCAUCGGGGGUGGGACGUCGACUCAUGUCAGCAUUACAGGAACAGCUCUAUUGCAAAAAGUGACAGAGACAUGUCGGGCAGUGGCUGAGGCAGCUGGUCAUGAGUUCAACCCCAUGGGUUCUUCUCCUGAGGAGCUGGUUCAGGCCUGUCUAGGACCCACAGCAACAGGAGAGGUGUCAGGUGCCAAUUUUCACUCUGCUCUUCAAGAAAUAUACACCCAGAAUGGAUUGUUAGACCGUGACUUUUCCAACAGUGCUCCGUACCACUUCAACUCAGAGACCUUCCUGGAGGGACGUUGGCUAAUUACGGAGGGCAUGGUGGCCAUUAAGGCCAACAUUCGCGGAGAGAACUUCCGGGUGGCCAGAGAAACACUGGGCAGAGUCCUUCAUACACUGCAGGACUUCUACAGCCACAGUAACUGGGUGGAGCUGGGACACACUGAGCCAUACAACAACCUCAUACGCCUAGAUCUGCCACUGGAGAACCUGGCAGAUGUCAACACUGCCACCUGCAGUGACUGUGCAAGUGGAAUAUGCCCCAAUCCCAUCCUCCCAAACAUCCUUCAAGAGAAGAAACUUACAUCAGGCUACAUGGGAAUCAUUUCUUCUGCCAAGCCUAAAGGUAAAUGUAGCCAUGGCGGUGCAGCUGACCUGACUGUCACAACAGUUCCUCGUGGUGGUAUCAACAAAGAUGAGCGUCGCCCUGACAACAUGGCCCUCCACAAUGCUGCUGUGAAUGCAGCCACAGCUGCAAGCCUUCAGCUACUGGAGGACAUCCGGUUAGCUGCUGGGGACAGUGACUUUCUGAGAAUGAUGGGGAUUGCUCGCUCAUCUGUCCUGUGCUUUGUUAUUGACACAACUGGCAGUAUGUCUGACGACAUCAAUGAAGCCAGGGCAGUUGUUAACAAAAUCAUUGACACCAAAAAAGGAACACAGGAUGAGCCUUCUGAGUACAUCCUGGUGCCCUUCAAUGACCCCAGUUUUGGACCUAUGAUCAGGACAACAGACCCAGAAAAGAUGAAAAAAGAAAUCUCUAAACUUAAAGCAAAAGGAGGGGGUGAUACCCCUGAGAUGUGUCUGUCAGGACUUCAGCUGGCUCUCACUGGUGCCCCAGCCUCCUCCCAUAUCUAUGUUUUCACUGAUGCUCCAGCCAAAGACAUCGCCCUCAAGGACACGAUUCUUGCUCUCAUCAGCAGCACCAAGUCAACGGUGUUAUUCUUUCUUACUGAGGCCGGGAGGAGGAGACGCCGUUCCGUCAGAGCUGCUUCCUUUGAAGACUACAAGGACCUGGCUCUGGCCUCUGGAGGCCAGGCCAUCCAGGUGUCCAAGAGACAGCUGCCUGAGGCCACAGAUAUCAUCCUCGACACCUCUACUUCAGCUCUGGUGACCGUCCUUCAGCAAGCAGGAAACCCUGGGAAGGAAGAGACUUUCUCCUUCGUGUUGGACGAAUCUCUUCAUAACGUCACUAUAUACGUCACAGGACCAUCCAUUACUUUUACACUGACCAACCCUGCAGGUGUGAGCCAGACCAACACUGAAGCCAAUGGUAAACUAGGGACCAUUAAGACUGUGGGCAACCUGAGGAGAAUGUAUCUCAAUGCUGACAAGCAGACAGGAACCUGGCAGAUCAACAUCAAAUCCAACGAACCAUACACUCUCAAAGUCACAGGCCAGAGUACGAUUACGUUUAUCUAUAACUUUGUGGAACGAUUCGAGGGACCUCACCCCGGUUAUGCAGUACUUAGUGGGCAUCCGCAUACAGGCCAGCCAGUCACCAUGAUGCUUUCAGUAAUCGGAAGGAAAGGUCCGUCCUCAGUGACUGUUGGAAAAGUCAGCCUUGUAUCCGUGUCUGGUCCUGAUGCUAUGAGCAACAGCACAAUGACUGACAUGGGCAACGGAGACAUCCUGGUGACUGCUGAUGUGGUCCCUAAGGGGGAGUUUUUGGUCAUUCUGGAAGGAACAGACAAAGUGUCAAACAGUGAAUUUCAGAGGCAGUCUACAACCCAGAUGUCCGUCUCCAAAGUGAACUUCCAGGUUGAAGUGGACAACCGUGUGGAGCCAGGAAGAGCCUUCAGGUUCCCCUUCAGUGUAAUGACCCAGGGUUCUGGUGGUCAGUACUUCAUCAGCGCCAGAAAUGACAGAAACUUCCCCAUGUCCUACCCAACCAGCCUCACCUUGACAACUGGACAAUACACAAAUGCUACGUUGACUAUUACAUCACCUGCCGAUACACCAUCAGGCACUGACGUCACUCUGACUUUGGAAGCCAAAUCCUCCAAUGGUGUCGACACCAAUUACGUCAUUCUGAGAAUGUCUGUUGUUACCAAGAUUACAGAUUUUGUUCAGCCUUUGUGUGAAGUGGUCAGUGUGCUGGCUGAUGAUUGCCCCAAAGAUGUGUCUCAGUGUGGACCUUUCCAGUGGGAGCUCUCAGCCAACCUUACUGACGGAAACGGCACAGGGAUAGAGAGCAUCUCCCUGCGACAGGGUAAUGGAACCCUGUCACACACCUCCCUGAGUGCUCCCAUCAUCCAGGCGAACUACAACGCUUCCUGCUGCUCACAGAUUGUUGAGUUUGUGGCUUUAGAUAAAGUUGGCAAUGUGGGAAAAUGCUAUCACUCAAUUGUUCGUUCAGGUGGCCCUCCUGCCUUAAUCUUGUCGCUACCACUAUGGUUGUGCCUGCUGCUGUCUGCCUUUCUAGAGAGGCCCUGAAGGGCAUAGGUUAGGUUGCUCAUGUCUGUACGUUGCAUCAGGUAUUGGAUACAUUGUUUAUAAUUCUAAAUGAUUUAAAACAAUAUUCCUCUGCUACGGAGUGAAACUUUUUACUGGUGAUGGUCAUGUUAUGGUCAUCUAUCCUGCUUAAAUAAAAUGCACUGAUUAAGGACGAUGGAUGAUGAAUGUAUGCAUAAGUUGUCUGAAAUAAAAUGCUUUCAAUAAAAAAAAAACCCUUCAG